This is a messenger RNA of Lachancea fermentati, 606 nucleotides long. The record is from the annotation of a GenBank genome assembly. NCBI's taxonomy places the organism in Eukaryota, Fungi, Ascomycota, Saccharomycetes, Saccharomycetales, Saccharomycetaceae.
AUGGACAACCAGAUCAAGGAGAAGUUAACAAAACAAGAAGUCGGAUUUCGCAAGCCUUUAGGCAUCCCCAGACCUAACGGGAACCUUCGAGCACCCCAGAUAUCGAGAAUUAGAGCCCUCGAUGAUCCAAGCAUCCCUUCUCAAGCAGGAUGUAGCACUCUUGGGGCCGGUGGGUACCGGAAUAAGGUUGUCUUGAAACCAGGACAUAGCGCAUUGGACUGGAGUGAACUGGCCAAUAGUAAGGGUAAGCGAGGUAAUUUAAUUACCGGCCUCGAAAAGUUUAUGGGCAACCGUAAAAUGCAAGAGAUAAAUCACCCAGAACUGAUGAUGCGAUUACGAAGCGGUAUACCUCCUUUUAUGAUUUUUCCACGAUUAAAAGUUGAUAAAGAUGAACUAAUGAAGCAUGUCACUAGGGAAGACUGUUGGACGGUGAUCAAGGGAAACGUUUAUUGCCUGACACCGUAUUUAGACUUUCAUCCAGGCGGCGUAGAGAUAUUAAUGAAAAGCUGUGCUGGGAAGGAUGGGACGGUGAUGUUUAAUAAAUAUCACAGGUGGGUUAAUCAUGAGCGGCUUCUGGAAACAUGUUUAGUGGGCGUUUAUGUGUGA